UUGGAGUCAGAGCCAUACAGGUAACUCAGGGGGAAAAAAUAGCAAGCAGUGAAAAAAACCUCCGGGGCUUGCUAUGGAGUGCGUGUAAAAGCAACACGGAUUUCCACCCUUCUUCUUUACCAGUUAAACCAGUAUCUCUGGAUAGAACAUUCUCAAGUUUUGGAACAGGUAGAGUCUUUGAACAAAAACUCUCGUGUCUCCUUUGAAAAAUAAUCUCUUUUCUGUCUCCCGUUUACUUACGAUUGAGUUUCCAGAUCUUUUGUUCGCUCUACUUAUCACUUGGAAAAAGGUGAACCCUCGUGUUAUUUUUAUUUGAUCUUUGCUUUAAUUGUAGUUUUUACCCUUGUGGUCCCUGAUGGCUUCGCACAGUGAUACUCUGGUGGUGUUCUUUGGGGCAACAGCUGGUGCAAAUGGGGGUAAACUGGGUUCGGAUGAAAGGGAAAUAAUUCUCUUGGUGUGGCAAAUUGUGGAUCUACAUGAGAAAAAGGUCGGCAAACUUCAUAGAUGUCUCGUCAAGCCAGACACUUUGGAGUUGACAGACGAGUGUAAGGAAGAGACGGACCUGAUUGUGGACGACCUCACCAAGGCCGACCCCCUGGACAAGGUUCUGCAACAGUUCCAGCAGUCCGUGCAGGCAGAGUUGGAGGAUCUUGGCAGGAAUUCCUUCACACUCUGUGUUGACGGCCCCCAGGUCAUCCGACAGGCCCUCCACCCGGAAGCGUCCAAAAAGAACCUCGUGCUCCCGGAAUGUUUCUUUUCGUUCGUGGACCUGCAGAAGGAGUUCCACAAAUGCUGCCCAAACGCCGGCCCUGGGGAGGACCUCAAUAUCUCCUCCAUGCUGGAGUACCUGGGUCUUUCUUCCGUGUCAGAGCACGCGUCCGGGCUGCUCGAUGUGAGGAACAUGGUUCAGCUGGCACUCCACAUCAUGGCAGAGCCUCUCAACCACCGAUUCUCCUGCUUUGAGUCGGUGAAGUACAAGUUUGAGUCGGGCACAUGCAGCAAGACAGAUCCGGUAGACAGUGAGACUGUGAUCCGAGCACGGGGCCUUCCAUGGCAGUCCUCAGACCAGGACAUAGCCCGCUUCUUCAAAGGCCUCAACAUCGCCAAAGGAGGGGUGGCCCUGUGUCUGAACGCACAGGGCAGGAGGAACGGGGAGGCGUUGGUUCGCUUCGUGAACGAGGAGCACCGGGACCUGGCCUUGGAGCGCCACAAACACCACAUGGGUAGCCGCUACAUCGAGGUAUACAAGGCAACCGGGGAGGAAUUCCUUAAGAUCGCUGGAGGCACAUCCAACGAGGUGGCCCAGUUCCUGUCCAAGGAGAACCAGGUGAUCAUCCGCAUGAGGGGGCUCCCCUUCACGGCUACGCCCCAGGACGUGCUCUCCUUCCUGGGCCCCGAGAGCCCCGUGACGGACGGCGCCGAGGGCCUGCUCUUCGUCAAGUACCCCGACGGCCGGCCGUCGGGCGACGCCUUUGUGCUGUUCUCCUGUGAGGAGUACGCUCAGAACGCCCUGCGCAAGCAUAAGCAGAUCCUGGGGAAGAGGUACAUCGAGCUGUUCCGGAGCACCGCCGCCGAGGUGCAGCAGGUGCUGAAUCGCUACAUGUCUGCACCGCUGAUCUCCACGCUGCCGCCGGCGCCCAUUUUGCCAGUUAUGGCCACGCCCCCCUUCCUGGCCACGGCCAACACGCGGGACUGCGUGCGCCUGCGCGGCCUGCCCUACACGGCCGCCAUCGAGGACAUCCUGGAGUUCAUGGGGGAGCACACGGUGGACAUCAAGCCGCACGGAGUCCACAUGGUUCUCAACCAGCAGGGCCGUCCCUCGGGCGACGCCUUCAUCCAGAUGAAGUCCUCUGACAAGGCCUUCAUGGUGGCCCAGAAGUGCCACAAGAAGACCAUGAAGGACCGCUACGUGGAGGUGUUCCAGUGCUCCACGGAGGAGAUGAGCAUCGUGCUGAUGGGAGGGACCCUCAACCGCAGCGGCCUCUCUCCCCCGCCCUGCAAGCUGCCCUGUCUCUCCCCCCCCACCGCCUACGGAGCCUUCCCCAGUCCGGCCAUGUUGUCGGAGGCGGGGCUCUACCAGCCCCCCCUGAUGGCGUCCCCCCGACCUCAGCCCCAGCACAGCGGCCACUCGCCCACCCCCGCCCUGGCCUACUACCCCCCCCAGCCCCACCUCUACAUGAACAUGAACUACACUGCCUACUAUCCCAGCCCCCCGGUCUCUCCCUCCACGGUGGGCUACUUCGCCGCCCCCCCGGGCGCCAUGGCGUCGGCGGUGUCCCAGUCCCACCACCCGGCCAUGAUGGCGUCAGCCCAUGGCUCCCUGGUGCGCAUGCAGGGGCUGCCCUACAGCGCCGGGGUCAAAGACAUCCUCAGCUUCUUCCAGGGCUACCAGCUUCCACCAGAGGGCGUCAUUGUCCUGUACAACCUCAGUGGCCAGUGCAGCGGUGAGGCACUCGUAGCCUUCCCUAGCGAGGAGCUGGCUGGGCAGGCUGUGCUGGAGCGCUCCCACCACCUCCUCUACGGCCACCCCAUCCGCCUGGCCUUCUGUACCUGACCCCCCCCCCCCCCCCCCCCAUUCUUCCACAA
Molecule: messenger RNA, 2586 nt
Organism: Gadus chalcogrammus (walleye pollock)
Lineage: Eukaryota; Metazoa; Chordata; Actinopteri; Gadiformes; Gadidae
Gene: esrp2
Product: epithelial splicing regulatory protein 2
Exons: 16
Coding region: 356-2554 (732 amino acids)
Biological process (GO): regulation of RNA splicing
Cellular component (GO): ribonucleoprotein complex; nucleoplasm
Molecular function (GO): mRNA binding
Source: RefSeq, a predicted model, not a curated record